AUGUUGGGUGAUGGUCAACGUCCGUCCACAUCUUUGGCAACAGAUGGACGAGGAAUGGUCAAAGAAUGGGUGAUUUCUCACGAAUAUUUGGAUAAUAUGAAAAAUAGAUUUGAGUUAAUUACCCAACGUUUUCAAAAAACAUUGCAACCACUUAAUGCAGUUAGUGACUAUAUUUUACGGUGGGAGCCGAUUAACAGACGAUUAGAAAAUGUAAGAGACGGAUGGAAACGAGUAAAGAAUAUUUAUUAUCAAGACAAUCCCCAUUCUUUUGAGUGGGAGGUGCUUUCAAAAACUUUUUAUACCUGCUUUGUAACGGGUGUGAUUAUUGGCGGUACUGAUACAGUUAAGAAAUCUAUAGACCGGUUUGAACUUUACAGGGCUGGAAAAGAGUUUGGCACUGUUGGACAUUUAAUGCAACGCAAAAUGGAUUUUGUAAUGACUCAAUUUUAUAUGAAAGGAGCGAUAAAAGGAUUUAAAUUGGCUGCUUAUAUGUGUUCUAUUGUUUUUAUAACUGUUGGAAUUACUUGUUAUCGAGAUCGUUAUUCAAUUUUAUAUGUUCCAAUAACUACAACUUCCGUUUUUUCAUUUUUUGCCUUUAUCCGAGGUGUUGGAAUUAAUGGACUUGCUGUGGCAUUUUUUCUUUCUCUUAUGCCUUCUUUUUUGUUAACAACAGCAACAAUUGGAGCUAGUUUUUAUUAUAAAUGUUCAAUAGACGAAGUAUAUAAAAAAUUGAGACAAAAAUAUUUAAUAGACGCAAAAAAAGAAAUUGAUGAUGAUAAUGAAUUACUUCGAUAUACUCUAUCUAAAGGAAGAAAACCGGGCUUUAAACCUUGGGACCGCUACAAAAUGAAUUUAGAUAAAGAUAUGAAUGAAUUUAAAAGAAAAAUAACUUUGAAUGAUGAAGAAGAAUUGUUGAAAUUUGGAGGAAAAGAUGAGGAAUAGAAGAAAGAAAUAAUAAUUUUUGUUGAGGGAUUUUUGUUGUUUAUUUCGAGGUAAUUAGUGGGAAACGAACUAGCUGGUAUUUUAGUGCUAAUUAAAAAUUGAUUCAUAGACUUUAGUUUAAAUACAAGAACAAUUUUGAAGGGAAAUGUAGCUUGUAUCCCUACACGUUUUCUUUACAUACUUGCGAGAUCUCGAAAAAAAUCUUGGCUAUACAAGAUCAAUAUUUUUCGAGAUCUCGACCUCAACCCUCCUAGUCCGGUCUCUACUUGGGAUUCUCCUCCACCACCUUUUAGGAAUAAAUUUCAGAAAACUCGAUAAAACCUCGUCACUGAUUACAAAAACCCCUACCCAAUUUAGGAAUAAAAACAAAUAUUUUUUAGUUAUAUUUUGUUAUAUUGUUUUUUACCUUUAAAUAAAAUUUAAAAAAUUUAAAAACAAAAUAUUUAUUUCACUUCAAAAAGAAAUAUAUAGAAAAUACAAAAAAAAGACCAAAAUUAAAAAUGAUAAUAAAAAGUUUUGGUCAUUUAAAAAUGGAGAGAGAGGAAGGGAAAAUAUUGGUUGAGGUCUUCAAAAAAUUGUUGUAAUAAUAAUUAAAGAGCAAAAAAUUUUUAAAAAAUAAUUCAUAUGUUUUUUUAGCUUUAUUGGCCGAUUUCAAGAGUUUUCUAUCUUCAAAAUUUAAUUUUAAAGUGAUGAGGCGGUAUAUAAAUAAUGAGAUGAUAAACGCGAGAAAAUGAGACAAUCGAGUGAAAAAAGCGAAAAGAAAAACCGAGAAAAUUUUUUUAGGAAAAUACAAAACGUUGAAAACUUUUUUUAAUGAAACCACAAACUCUUGGGUAAUUUUAGGUUUAUUAUAGAAAGUGAACUUGGUAAA
Meloidogyne enterolobii is the source of this 1813-nucleotide messenger RNA. Lineage: Eukaryota; Metazoa; Nematoda; Chromadorea; Rhabditida; Meloidogynidae. The record is from the annotation of a GenBank genome assembly.